Messenger RNA from Hyalella azteca, 543 nucleotides. RefSeq names its product spindle assembly abnormal protein 6 homolog. NCBI's taxonomy places the organism in Eukaryota, Metazoa, Arthropoda, Malacostraca, Amphipoda, Hyalellidae. The record is from RefSeq and is a predicted model, not a curated record. The transcript is spliced from 5 exons. Gene Ontology annotation, biological process: centriole replication. Bases 1 to 543 code for a protein of 180 amino acids. Gene Ontology annotation, cellular component: centrosome; centriole.
AUGGAGCUGUGUUGCCUAGAUCUCACGGUGCAGCUCCUGCCAGGGCAGAUUGAUGCCGGAGACUCCGUGGCGCAGAACAGGAAACUGACGUUCACCAUCACCCUCACCAUUGCUCCUAACCUGCCUCAGACUCUGUGUGUGCGUAUCACGGACGCAGACGACCCGCAGGUGCUGCUCACGUCCUGCGUCUCCGCUGCCGACUACCCGGGCCUCAAGGCAGCCCAGGGUUUGCUGGUAGACUUCCAGUCGUUCCCGCAGCAUCUCAUCCAACUGCUGCAGUCCUGCCAGCAGCAACAUGGACAACUGCAACCCAGGAUGGGUGUGGUGCUGAGUGGGUGUGGGGCGGUGCCGGGGCUGCUGGGGGAGACAGCGGGGCCCCCUUCACAGUCUGGUGGUGUGGUGAUGCAGGUGGUGGAGCACAACAGCUUCCGGCGGCUAUGCCAUCUGGCCAUGGCUGUGGCACCGGCCGCCACAGCCACAAAACUGCGCCAUCUCGCCGACUGCCUCAGCCAGCUGCAGGUGUGUGGCAUGUGUGGCGUCUAG